Equus caballus (horse) is the source of this 9450-nucleotide messenger RNA. It is a transcript of the gene DIP2C, whose product is annotated as disco interacting protein 2 homolog C. The record is from RefSeq and is a predicted model, not a curated record. Lineage: Eukaryota; Metazoa; Chordata; Mammalia; Perissodactyla; Equidae.
CACCAAAUGUGGACGUGAGGUGCUAAUACUCUAGUCUGUAACAUUGGUGAUGGAGAAAUGGACGUGCAGGCACAUGUGCAGCAGCUUUGUAAAUAUGAGGCCAAAGUAGAGUAAGUUUGAGUGUUCUUGUGGUUGGUUGUGUGAUCCACAGGUGAUGACAUCCUACCUCAUACCCAAAUAUACUCUCUAGGGUACACAUUAAAAUUCAGUAAAUUGCAACUCUUUUCACGUUUUUAAAGUUAACGUUGUCCACUAUGUAGAGUUUCGUAAUAAUUUUUAAAAUAGUAAUCUCUCAUAAGCCAGAUUUUGCUCAUUUUUUUAGGUGUCACUGAUCAACAGUUUGGUUUUACUAUUUGUAAUCUUGGUUGCUAGUAUAAUUUUUCUUUCUCUUUUAACCUUAGUGACUUCUGUUUUUCAAGCACAGUUUUCAAAAGGAAACAAAAUCCUUAAAUAUUUGUAUGUUCUUUGUUUAUCAUUUCCUUUGUGUUUUAUGAAGCUGUGUACAAGAAUGCUGUCUUGGUAAUUUCGUUUUAUUGCAAUCAUCACCUGGGCUUGACUGGCUUAAAUUUCUUUUGUUAAUUUAACAUCAGAAAACUUGUACUAUGGUUAAUAUUUUAAUUAUUUUUUGAGAGAUUUUUCUCAACAUCUAGAUUAAAGUUGCGUUUUUCUACUACCCUAACUACCAUUUUUAAAAGAAAAUUAUCAAUAAGUGUUGUCGCUGGGACACCAGAGCACAUGUGGAUUGCUGCUGCUGAUGAUCUGAAUUAUAACAUUUGUAUAUCAAUUUAUAUUUUGCAGAGUACUUUCAAAGAGGUUAUCUCCUUUAGUUUUCAAGACAAGCAGGUGAAGAACUGUUCCAUGUUGCAGAAGAGAAAGCUGAGGCUACGAGAGAUAAAGUAGCUCAGCUAGUCACACCAGGGCUGGGCAGGUCAACCCUGUGAACCUCUAGUACCAUGUCUUGUGAUUCUUUCCAUUAAUGAGACUUUAUGAGAUAAACUACCACUAUAUUCUCUAAUGAGCUGUCUGACUUCCUGGCCCCAUUCUCCUUUCUAGAAGAGAAGAAAAGGGUAAGACAGAGAUUUUAUAGCAUCAGGAGGCCUUAUCUGCGCAAGCAAGAAGAAUGGACUUGAGAAACUAGGAAAAUUUUGGCCAAGGACAGCCUCAUUGCUGCUCCUCCUGUAGUAUUGGCCGCUCACAGGAGGCCUGGAUGCCUGGGAAAAUAUGUGGGGAUGGACUGAGGACAGGAGUUUGUUCCCAAGUCCACCUUCUGUGUUUCAAAUGUAUUUUAACACCUAGCACAUAUCAACAGCCCAUCUUACUCAUUCAGGCAUCUCAAAGGCCCCUUUCAAAUAAUUUAGGAGGGUAGAGGCACACACAUAUGUGCUGUCAACUUAUUAUGAGAUGCUUCCAUUAACUCCCUUGUCUUGAUACUACUAUGCUAGUAUUUUAUAUGUGCACACACGUAGACACACACAUACAGUAGACACAUACACAGACAUACGUCUAGAUGCAUGUUGACUAUCAUCAGUAUCUUCAGUUCUCUCAGAAACUAGUCAAGUGUUCUUAUUUCCAUUUUAUAGAUGAGAAAUUGAAGUUCAAGGUAGUGUGUGAUUGUUAAUGAUAACAUAGUGAGUAACUCAUCAAAUAGGAUGCAAAUCUGGCUUCAUCUGGCCCUGUAACCCAACUUCUUUCCACAUAGAUUAUAUCUUGUGUCCAUUUCUAACCUCCAGCUUUCUAUAUUAACUACUUUUUAAAAAUUUAGAUGGAAAUUAAAUCAUAGCACAGUCUAUUUCCUACAUUAUAUAUCUUUCCUAAUGCUGAGGUGUAGGGGAUGAUAAGCUCUUAUGUUUACAUGACCCUUGAUAAGGUGUAUUGUCUUUUCCAGAUCCUCCUGGUUAUUUUAGGGGACAGGUGGUGGUUGUCUCACUAUGUUUCAAGUAAAGUCUGAGAGAGGUUAACACAGUAGGAAGUGGUGAUUGGUCUCUUGGCCUCAGAUACAUCUCCCUUCACCUGUGCACAUUACCUUCUGUCUUCAAGGGCCGAAAAGAAGAUGUGGGAGAAAAGCACACAGUGGAAGGUGGGUGGUGGCCAAGGAGAAGAAUGAAGGAUGCCUUCAGGGGAUUGAUUUCCCUUAGUCAAUGGAGACACUGCCAGCACAGCCCUUUGAAGAGGAAACUAGACCCAUCUUGAUGUCCAUACAGAAGCUGUUCAGGCAGCGCUUGCUAAACACAAAGAAAGGAAGAUGGCAGUGCCUAUGCCUUCCAAACGCAGGUCCUUGGUUGUGCAGACCUCGAUGGAUGCCUACACACCUCCAGAUACCUCCUCUGGCUCGGAAGACGAAGGCUCAGUGCAGGGGGACUCCCAGGGGACCCCCACCUCCAGCCAGGGCAGCAUUAACAUGGAGCACUGGAUCAGCCAGGCCAUCCAUGGCUCUACCACCUCCACCACCUCUUCCUCUUCCACCCAAAGUGGGGGAAGCGGUGCCGCCCACAGACUAGCCGACGUCAUGGCCCAGACGCACAUAGAAAAUCACUCUGCACCUCCUGAUGUAACCACUUACACCUCAGAACACUCAAUACAAGUAGAAAGGCCGCAAGGCUCAACGACGUCACGGACAGCACCCAAGUAUGGCAAUGCUGAGCUCAUGGAGACUGGUGAUGGAGUGCCAGUAAGUAGCCGGGUAUCAGCAAAAAUUCAGCAGCUCGUCAACACCCUCAAACGACCUAAACGACCGCCAUUAAGGGAGUUCUUUGUUGAUGACUUUGAAGAAUUGUUAGAAGUUCAACAACCAGAUCCAAACCAGCCAAAGCCAGAGGGAGCCCAGAUGUUGGCAAUGCGAGGGGAGCAGCUGGGUGUGGUUACGAACUGGCCGCCGUCUCUAGAAGCCGCGUUACAGAGAUGGGGGACCAUCUCCCCAAAGGCCCCAUGCUUGACCACAAUGGACACGAACGGGAAGCCCCUGUACAUCCUCACUUAUGGCAAACUGUGGACAAGAAGUAUGAAGGUUGCUUACAACAUUCUGCAUAAAUUAGGUACAAAGCAAGAGCCUAUGGUGCGACCUGGAGAUAGGGUGGCGCUGGUGUUCCCCAACAAUGACCCUGCUGCCUCCAUGGUGGCCUUCUACGGCUGCCUGCUUGCCGAAGUCGUUCCUGUGCCCAUCGAAGUGCCACUCACGAGAAAGGAUGCAGGAAGCCAGCAGAUCGGGUUCUUGCUUGGAAGCUGUGGAGUGACAGUAGCCUUGACGAGCGAUGCUUGCCACAAAGGCUUGCCAAAAAGCCCAACAGGGGAGAUCCCACAGUUCAAAGGUUGGCCAAAGCUAUUAUGGUUUGUCACAGAGUCAAAACAUCUCUCUAAACCUCCUCGAGAUUGGUUCCCACAUAUUAAAGAUGCAAAUAAUGACACCGCCUAUAUUGAGUAUAAGACGUGCAAGGAUGGAAGUGUGCUUGGGGUGACCGUGACAAGAAUUGCACUGCUGACACACUGCCAGGCCCUCACACAGGCGUGUGGCUACACAGAAGCUGAAACAAUUGUGAAUGUGUUGGAUUUCAAGAAAGACGUUGGGCUCUGGCACGGAAUCCUAACAAGUGUCAUGAACAUGAUGCACGUGAUCAGCAUCCCAUACUCGCUGAUGAAGGUGAACCCGCUCUCCUGGAUUCAGAAGGUCUGCCAGUACAAAGCAAAAGUGGCUUGUGUGAAGUCCAGGGACAUGCACUGGGCGUUAGUGGCACACAGGGAUCAAAGAGACAUCAACCUCUCUUCCCUCCGGAUGCUGAUAGUGGCUGAUGGCGCAAACCCCUGGUCUAUUUCUUCCUGCGAUGCAUUUCUGAAUGUCUUCCAAAGUAAAGGCUUGCGCCAGGAGGUCAUCUGUCCCUGUGCCAGCUCACCAGAGGCACUCACAGUGGCCAUCCGGAGGCCCACAGACGACAGCAACCAGCCCCCGGGCCGGGGCGUCCUUUCCAUGCACGGGCUGACCUACGGCGUCAUCCGGGUGGACUCGGAAGAAAAGCUGUCUGUGCUCACUGUGCAGGACGUUGGCCUCGUGAUGCCUGGAGCUAUCAUGUGUUCAGUGAAGCCGGAUGGGAUUCCUCAGCUGUGUAGAACAGAUGAAAUUGGGGAGCUCUGUGUGUGUGCGAUUGCCACAGGCACAUCCUAUUACGGCCUCUCAGGCAUGACCAAGAACACCUUCGAGGUGUUCCCUGUGAUGAGCUCAGGGGCCCCAGUCAGCGAGUACCCCUUCGUGAGGACCGGCCUGCUGGGCUUCGUCGGCCCUGGGGGGCUGGUGUUUGUGGUGGGCAAGAUGGAUGGGCUCAUGGUGGUCAGCGGCCGCAGACACAACGCUGAUGACAUUGUGGCCACAGCGCUGGCCGUGGAGCCCAUGAAGUUUGUCUACCGGGGAAGGAUAGCCGUGUUCUCAGUGACUGUCCUCCAUGACGAGAGGAUAGUUAUUGUGGCCGAGCAGAGGCCGGACUCCACGGAGGAGGACAGCUUCCAGUGGAUGAGCAGGGUGCUCCAGGCAAUCGACAGCAUACAUCAAGUUGGCGUUUAUUGUCUGGCCUUGGUUCCGGCAAACACCCUCCCCAAAACCCCACUCGGUGGGAUCCAUUUGUCAGAAACAAAGCAGCUUUUCCUGGAGGGCUCCCUUCAUCCCUGCAACGUCCUCAUGUGCCCCCACACUUGUGUCACAAACUUGCCUAAACCUCGACAGAAGCAACCAGAAAUCGGCCCUGCCUCUGUGAUGGUGGGGAACCUGGUGUCUGGGAAGAGGAUUGCGCAGGCCAGCGGUAGAGACCUGGGGCAGAUUGAAGACAACGACCAGGCCCGGAAGUUCCUGUUUCUCUCGGAGGUCCUGCAGUGGAGGGCUCAGACCACCCCCGACCACGUCCUGUACACGCUGCUCAACUGUAGGGGCACAAUAGCAAACUCACUGACGUGUGUCCAGCUGCACAAGCGAGCCGAGAAGAUAGCUGUGAUGCUGAUGGAGAGAGGGCGCCUGCAAGACGGGGACCACGUGGCUCUUGUCUACCCACCAGGAAUAGACCUCAUUGCAGCAUUUUAUGGUUGCCUGUAUGCAGGCUGUGUGCCAAUCACCGUCCGUCCUCCACACCCACAGAACAUUGCAACAACGCUGCCAACUGUGAAGAUGAUCGUGGAGGUGAGUCGCUCUGCCUGUUUGAUGACAACACAACUGAUCUGUAAGUUGUUACGGUCCAGGGAGGCAGCUGCAGCUGUGGAUGUCAGGGCGUGGCCCCCCAUACUAGACACAGAUGAUUUGCCAAAGAAGCGGCCUGCCCAGAUCUACAAACCCUCCAACCCAGACACGCUAGCUUAUCUUGAUUUUAGUGUGUCCACGACUGGGAUGCUAGCUGGAGUAAAGAUGUCUCAUGCAGCCACCAGUGCCUUUUGCCGUUCUAUUAAGCUGCAGUGUGAGCUCUAUCCCUCAAGAGAAGUGGCCAUCUGCUUGGACCCUUACUGUGGACUUGGGUUUGUCCUAUGGUGCCUCUGCAGUGUGUACUCUGGGCACCAGUCCAUUCUCAUCCCACCUUCAGAGUUGGAAACCAAUCCUGCCUUGUGGCUUCUUGCCGUGAGUCAGUACAAAGUCCGGGAUACAUUUUGCUCCUAUUCGGUGAUGGAACUUUGUACCAAGGGGCUGGGCUCGCAGACAGAAUCCCUCAAGGCACGAGGACUGGACUUGUCUCGUGUGCGGACGUGUGUGGUUGUGGCAGAAGAACGGCCUCGAAUAGCACUCACCCAGUCCUUCUCAAAACUGUUUAAAGACCUGGGCCUCCAUCCUCGGGCCGUUAGCACCUCGUUUGGCUGUAGAGUGAACCUGGCCAUUUGCUUGCAGCCCCACAGGCUGUGGAAGCUGGCCGAGCAGGGGACCUCGGGACCUGACCCCACCACUGUCUACGUUGACAUGAGAGCUCUAAGACACGACAGAGUCCGUUUAGUAGAAAGAGGAUCUCCUCAUAGCCUGCCCCUGAUGGAGUCAGGAAAAAUACUUCCGGGGGUUCGGAUCAUAAUUGCCAACCCAGAAACAAAAGGACCAUUGGGAGACUCACACCUGGGUGAGAUCUGGGUUCACAGUGCCCACAACGCCAGUGGAUAUUUCACUAUUUACGGAGAUGAAUCCCUCCAGUCAGAUCACUUCAACUCGAGGUUAAGUUUUGGAGACACCCAGACAGUCUGGGCGCGCACGGGCUACCUGGGGUUCCUGCGGAGGACGGAGCUCACAGACGCCAACGGAGAGCGCCACGACGCCCUGUACGUGGUAGGCGCCCUGGACGAAGCCAUGGAGCUGCGGGGGAUGCGCUAUCACCCCAUCGACAUUGAAACCUCAGUGAUCAGAGCCCACAAAAGCGUUACAGAAUGUGCUGUAUUCACCUGGACAAAUUUGUUGGUGGUUGUGGUGGAGCUUGAUGGGUCAGAGCAAGAAGCCCUGGACCUGGUCCCCCUGGUGACCAAUGUGGUCCUGGAGGAGCACUACCUGGUGGUGGGAGUGGUGGUGGUGGUGGACAUCGGUGUCAUCCCCAUCAACUCCCGGGGCGAGAAGCAGCGCAUGCACCUGCGAGACGGGUUUCUGGCAGACCAGCUGGACCCCAUCUACGUUGCCUACAACAUGUAGUCUUGUCUCCACUCCGUUGGACUUUGUAGAGAUGGAACAUUUUUCUCAGCGUCACUGAAGUGUGCAGAAGCGAGGGUGACAUUCGCCAGAAUGGAGCCUUUUAUUGCACGCUGCCGAGGAGGAGGCUUCUCCACAGCACCCGACUGGCGUGGGGACGAAAUGUGAACUUACCACUGAAGUUUGCUCAGAAGGAUUUUGGAUUAUUGCCUGCAGUUUGUUGGAAAAGCCCAUUUCAAAAACUUUCUUUUCUUUUUUUUUUAAUUAUUGGAUAAUAAGUGCUUUCUUCGUAAAUGUGGUAUUUUGUUAAGCCAAAAUAGCAAUUAAAAAAAUAUUCUGCCCUCCAGAUGGGUUCUUUUAAACAAUUUAUGUAGUGUGACGAAGAAUUGUUUUCUCUGUUUUAAUGUGUCAUGAAAUCUUAAUGACAUGGACCUGUUACUAAUUUAAGCCAUUGCUAGAACUCAUCCUUUUAGGAAAGUUUGUUGAGGUACGAGAAAACCUUCCAAAUAGCACCUUCCAAUUAGAUUUUAGCAGCUUUCUUUGUCAGAAAUGUGCUGAAGAAUCAAAGGCUGAUAUGUGGCCUUUGAAGUUAGCAUAGAAUGAGGAGAAAUUAUAAAUAAGGUGUAUUUCGGCAAUUAUCUUGCAGAUAUCUUUGUACUAAACUAAAAGAUAAAAUAAGUUAACUACUUCAUAUGUAAUUAUGUACAAAACGUUUAAUUUAUUUUGAUCUCUUUAGAAGUAUAAAAGAGAAAAACAUUCAAGAAUAUUAAAGUCUUGUAAUGUUUGCUAAUAUAAAAAAGUGUUGUAUUAUCUUGCGUGGAUAGUAUCACAACAAAUAUAUAUAUAUGAAAUAUAAAUUCACUAAUGAACCAAGGAGAUUUUAAAGUUUAAAAUGCAGAGCCUGUCACUUGCAUGGUGUCCCCUCCACGGAACUGUAGAUAGAGAGACUCUCACCCGCUUUGCUGCUGCGAGCAAUCGCAGAGUGCCUGUAGCCCAGGCUGAACGUUUCUUCUAGAACCAGAGAGCAGCAAGUGAAAUUAUUGCCAUCUAAAGAUGGUGGAGUCUGAGGCUACUGUGCGCUGUUUUUCCUUUGCUGUGGGGGCCACACGAGCAGUUUGUGCCAGCACGUGCUUACGACACCAAGCAGGCGUGAGGGAAGGCAGGUGGCAAGGAGCACUGUUCUCUUAGCUGCAAGAAUUCGUUGCACAAUGUUUUUCAUCCUUUUUGUUAGUGUCACCUUUUUUCGGUCCUUGGUAUGAAAAGGAAUGAUAUGUGGUCAUUUGCACCAGGGUGUGUUGAUUCCCCUCAGAUGGCCACUGUGUGGAGUGGACAAAGUGUCCGGAACCGCUUUACGGGAAAGGACUCACAUAGGAGAUCGUCACCUCAGCCAGCUCUCUGGGGCUCCCUGGCCCGGGGUGCACAGAACCCACUGGGAGCCUGCGUGAGCUGCCCCGGGACUCUGAACAGAGCCAUGGCUGCAGCAAGGAAGCCUCAUGGCUGCCUUCAUUCGCCACCUGGGGCUGACACGUUUCUGAUUUUAGUCUCGCUGCUGCCUCACACACCUUCGAAUUUCCAGAGCGCAUCUGUACACUCCUUGAUGGAAUCGGCCCAUCUGUGCCAACCAAGAAGAGAUAUCAGCUCUCCAAGCGUGAUUUACUUUGUAAUUGCCCCAAUAUGACCCUGCAGUGGCUCUCGUUGCUAGGUAUGCAUGACUAAGAUUGUUGCUGGGCAAAAUUUAGAUUCACUUUUCAUUAUAUCGUGGGCGAUGUCCUUACCUGCCUUUGCUAUAUGUGCCAGCAGUAAGCCCUUUGCUAAAAGAGAGUUUUGUUUGACUUCUGAGAUCCAAGGCUAAUUGUUUUUUAAAAAUUUUAAGUGGCAUAUUUUUUUAAUUGCAUGUGGGGUGCAUCCUUCCAUCUCCACAAAUCAUUUGAUUUUUAAAAUAUCGUUUGACUUCAUUGCUGUGUAUGAAUAUUUCUCGACAUGCUUCAGAUACACAUUCCUACAGUCUUCUGCUUCCUAAGGGGAAAACCCACCACACACAGGAAAAAGACGUGUUCUUAUACACACCCACCUUGUUUAAGGAAAGAAGAAUUAAGGUUUCAGAUAAAGUACCGAUUGGGAAACACAAUUGCAGAAUAACUUGUCAGGUCCAGCUGAGGUUGGAAGCAAACAAAUCAGGUGUCACUUCACACACAACCUUCCCCUUCACCACAUCAGCUUCACGUGCCAGGCGUGCGGUUGUGGACGCGGUUAAUGACAGCCUGUCGUCUCUGGUGUUAGAGUGGAGGUCCAAAGGUUGGGGGCUGGGAUUGAAAUUCUGUUGUGCAAGAAAAAGGAAAGGAGACACUUAAGAACCUCCCAUGUCAGCAAUAAAGAAGGAUCAUUCUGUAUUAGAAAUCGUGCUGUAGAUAAGUCGUUCCUGAGAAUGUAACAGGUGUUUGUCUUGUGACCUUGUGCUUCUGAAGUCAGACAAAACCGUGUCAUCAACUUGCACAAAAGAGGGUACACAGUGCACAUCGAAACACAGCCCUGACCCGACAGGGCGGCCUCCUCAUGGUGCUUGUCUAUUAUCUAUAUUUAAUCCUGCUUGACACUUUACCCAAGGGAAACGGGCCCUUUUAUCAGUUGAAUGUUAGCAGCGUUAUUUCAUAGAGUGUGGUGGCUGGUUAGAGGAAUGUGCUCAACCAGUCACUGUUUCAAAGGAAAUUUUUAUGUGCAAAGGAUGGCAACCUUCUCGUAUGUAAACCACCAGUAAGCUUUGUACAUCUGUGAUAACGCCUGUUUUAUAUUCAAAUGAACAAAUAAAAGCUUUUAUUUUUGUUGCUCUGAAA